Molecule: messenger RNA, 846 nt
Organism: Zasmidium cellare ATCC 36951
Lineage: Eukaryota; Fungi; Ascomycota; Dothideomycetes; Mycosphaerellales; Mycosphaerellaceae
Exons: 1
Coding region: 1-846 (281 amino acids)
Biological process (GO): transcription initiation at RNA polymerase II promoter
Cellular component (GO): transcription factor TFIIE complex
Source: RefSeq, a predicted model, not a curated record
AUGUCGCUCAACGCACAACUAGCUGCUUUUAAGAAAGAGCAGGCCACGGUCGCUUCUCGCAAUGUCGCCUACUCUCGACCAGCGUCCAGCACUCCCGCCCGUACCUCCACCCCCCAACCCACCGCAUCGAACGACACCGCGAAGCGCACGCACGGAGACGCAUUCAGCCAAGGCGCGGCUCCCGCUGGUAGGAGCGAGAUGCUUUCGCAGGUCAACUUUGCCCGUGGCAGGCUGAAGGAGAAGAUCACGGAAACGAAGUCAUUUGACGAAAUCAUAUCCUUCCUGUCCCUACCCAACGACGCCAAAAAGAGCAUUCCGCUGAUCAAAGAGGCGCUCAAGGGUGAUCAAUAUAUCGAGUGGAUACCUGCAACGACGACAACCAAGGAGACGUUCAAGUACAGGCCAAUUCAUCCCGUGUCGAAUGCCGAGGAGCUGAAAGACUACCUUGCGAAACGGACCUCUGCUCAGGGAAUUUUAGUCAAAGAACUCAAAGAUGGCUGGCCAGACUGCGUUGCUACUAUCGACGAGCUGGAGAAGGAGCGCUUUGUUUUGGUGACGCGCAACAAGAAAGACAACUCCCCGAAGAUGGUUUAUCCGGACUCUCCGCUAUUCCAUCUCAAAGUCGACCAGGACUUCAAGGACUACUGGUUAAAGACGAAAGUGCCGACUACAGAUAUCGAAAUUCGAAACGAGCUCGAGAAGGCCGGCAUCACACCCACCAGUCAAGUGAAGGAGAACACCAAGGGUAACAUGAAGAAGGGUCCUCGCAAGCGGCCAAAUCGCAGGGGCGGCAAGACCACGAACCAGCACAUGGCUGGAAUUCUCAAGGACUACUCGAAGAGAUGA